AUGCCCGCUGUUCCACCCGGCUCUUUGAUCCUCGUUACUGGGGCAUCCGGUUUCAUCGCUUCACAUGUUGCCAAGGCUUUCCUCGAUGAGGGGUACAACGUCAGAGGAACAGUCCGAUCAGCUUCCAAGGGAGAUUACCUCGUCAACUUGUUCAAAAACACAAAGGGAAAGUUUGAAUAUGUUAUAGUUGGAGAUAUCGCCAAGGAAGGGGCAUUUGAUGAAGCUGUGAAGGGGGUAGACGGUGUAGCGCAUACCGCCAGUCCCGUCACUUUCGCCGCUGAGCGGCCUGAGGAUCUAUUUGAGCCUUCAGUCAACGGCACUGUCAAUGUCUUGAAAAGUAUCAAGAAGAACAACCCCGACAUCGGUCGUAUCGUCUACACCAGCUCCAGUGGCACAGUCAAUGAUCCAGAGAUGCCUUGUCCUGUCCGAUACGAUGAGACAAGCUGGAACACUGUCAGUGUAGGAGUAUGUGAGAAGUUAGGCAGUAAAGCGGAUGGUGGCCAUAAAUACCGAGCCAGUAAAGUCUUGGCCGAAAAAGCAUUCUGGAAAUUCUUCGAAGUUGAGAAAUCCAAGUUCGAUGGAGCUACUAUUCAUCCUGUCAUGACGUACGGGCCCAUCAUCCACCAAUGUGAUUCUCCUGAGAGCCUGAAUGACUCGAUCAAUCGUCGUAUUUGGCCUUUUGUAAAUGGUAAAAGGACCCAAAAGGACCUUCCAGAACCAGGGUCCAGUUUUGUAGACGUUCGAGAUGUCGCUCUCGUUCACGUUAGAGCCAUGUCAGUGCCCGAAGCAAGUGGAGAGAGGUUCCUGGCUAGUAGUGAAAGAUACAGCGGAAAUGAUGUUUGCGUCAUUUUGAACAAAGAAUUCCCCCAAUUACCCUACGUUCCUAAAGGCGAUGAUUCUCCGGGAGCCAGAGAACGAAUCAACGCCGUGGCCAACUUCAUGGACUCAGCCAAAUCGCAAAAGAUGUUAGGUAUAAAAUACCGGCCCAUCGAAGAAGUUGUCAAGGAUACCACUCAAAGUUUGAUAGAUAGAUUCAACAUCAUUGCGAAUUGA
Molecule: messenger RNA, 1053 nt
Organism: Kwoniella botswanensis
Lineage: Eukaryota; Fungi; Basidiomycota; Tremellomycetes; Tremellales; Cryptococcaceae
Exons: 11
Coding region: 1-1053 (350 amino acids)
Molecular function (GO): oxidoreductase activity, acting on the CH-OH group of donors, NAD or NADP as acceptor
Source: RefSeq, a predicted model, not a curated record